ACAAGAUGGCACCGCUUGUUGUUACCUGGCUCAGGUAAGCCAGUCUACAGAGACGAGCAAGUCGCCGCGUCCCGUACCGUGGAUCCAUUUUUACGCAGAAAUUAUUUUAAAAAAUACUAGUUCUUUUGGUAACCGUGGAGUGUUUGGAGUGAAUUGUGUGCUUGGUGUACGGAAAAUUGGUGUAGUGAGUGUUGAAGGUGUGUCCUUCCAAUUCGAUUGUGUUAAGUGAGUUGGUGUUGUGAUCGUGCGUUGAUAUCUCCUACUCGCUGCGUGCAUCAAUACAGUGGAUUUGGCUUAUUACUGUGGAUAUAUCUUCAACCGUCCACCUCAUGCUGUCAGAGGGAUAUAUGUACCGAAACAUGUAGGUCAGAUGACGCCAGAGGGGGCAUGGCAGCGGGGAAGCUACGGGUAGCGGCCGCCCGAGGAAAUCUGCAGGAUGUCCUUCGCCUCAUAGAAGACGGGGCGAAGAUACAAACUGACGAGAAUGGACGCAACGCAUUACACCUGGCGUCGUCUGCAGGCCACGCCGACGUCGUCGCCGCACUUAUUCUUGCAGGAUGUGACGUCAAUGUAUCGGAUUCGAUGGGGUGCACUGCACUGCAAAGGGCAGCAGCCGAGGGACACCUGGAGGUUGUCAAACAGCUCAUCAAGAAUGGGGCAGACGUCAAUCGUCAAGACAACGUGCAUGGCAACACCGCAUUGCACGAGGCCAGCUGGAAGGGUUACAGUCACAGCGUCGCAGCCCUGGGAAAGGCAAAAGCCAACCUGCACCUCAAAAACUGUGGAGGAUUUGCAGCUCUCCAUCUCUGCUGUCAAAAUGGUCAUAACCAAAGUUGCAGGGAAUUACUUCUGGCAGGUUGCAACCCUGACCUGCAGAACAACUACGGGGACACACCGCUGCAUACGAGUGCAAGAUACGGCCAUGCAGGGGUCACACGCAUCCUUAUCAGCGCGCAGUGUCGGGUGUCAGAUCAAAACAAGAAUGGGGACACUGCGCUACACAUAGCCGCAGCGAUGGGACGGCGGAAGUUAACCAGGAUACUGUUGGAGGCCGGAUGUGACAAGAGUCUAAAAAAUAAGCAAAAUGAGACCGCAAGGGAAAUAGCGACCCGAAAAGAUCUGAACGAAAUCCUCGUUAUCCUUAACAGUCCAUCCGCUACUAGAUCCAAGAGCAAAUCGGGGAAGACCGGGCACGAAAAGGACCACAACGAGAAAAAGAGGGGUAAGAAUGAGAGCGGAACUAGCAGCAAAGAUAGCAGCAGCAGGCAGAAAGACAAGAAGAAGCAUAAGAACGCGCACAAGGUGCACUUUGAAAGGCCGACGGGCAAACAGUGGUCACCAUAUGGCUGCCACUAUUAUCCAGAUCCUAAGGCAUUCCCGCAGCCAAACCUGGACUCGCUGCCCCACGAACCUCUUAAGAAAGGAGAACAAUACUACCUGGACCUGGCCGGCAACAUUUGUAAGGGCCCUGUUGGCGUGGGCUACACAUGCUACUGCGCUCCUUUUUUCCGCCACAUGGAAGCCCGACUGGACAGGGACAAACAGGAACUGAAGGAACAUAUUGACCAAGCGCACCAAAGACUAGAUCAGAAAGUAUCGAGUCUGGAACGUCGUACGCAGGGACAAAUCUCAGAACUGACUCGCUGUGUCGUCGCAGAACGUGCACUGUGUGACCAACGCCACUUACAUUUGGCACAGUGGAUAACGAGGGGAGCGGCAGGACGCGGUUCUGAGCGAGUGCGUGGAUCAGAGCCUCCAGACUCAAUGGGACCUGUCCCAGUACCUCGAGCCCGAAGCCUGGAACAUAUGUUGGAUCAUCAGACAGAAUGGCGAGAACAGCAGCAAGACACUGCGACUAAUCCGAAUGCCACGAGAGUUAACAAGGGUCUACGACAUGAUCAAGAUCACCGUAGUCUGGAGAUGUUGGCUGAUGAUGGUGGAAAUGCUGGCUGGAGAAGACGUUACAUGAAUUCUUCUCAUGAGAUCUCUUGCAGACAAAAAAAUGCACAAGCAUAUCAAAGUGAAAAUAAACACGAAACCUCUACACCAAACAUUCAGCCAAAUCACACUUAUGCUCAUGAACUAGCAUUCAGAUUAAAACAAGGCAUUCAGAAAAGUCACAAGCUUCCUAAAUCUAAACAAGAGCAUAAUAAAAGUUUUGAGACCCUACUAGACAAAGAUGUCACUUCCUGGAGAGGCCAACUUCAUCGCAGGUCAGCACAUGAAUUACCAGCAUCUCGUACAAAUAAUGAAAGUACAAAUAAUCCAGAGAGUUUCAAUGCCCGAGACAAGCACAACCGUAGCUUCGACACACUUUUAGACCACAGGUCAAUUUCAUGGAGAGACCAACCUCACUACAGAUCUGUUAACGAGUUACCUGCGUCCCAACACCAAAGACCUCGCGAAUCUAUCAACGGACAGGGUUUGUGCCAGUCACAAGACCAUAACCGCAGUUUUGAUGUGCUUCUGGAGAAUGGUAUUACAUCCUUGAGAGAUCAGUCAAAGAAGAGAAGUGCAGAGGUACCUAAAGCUAGGAAAGAAGAUGGCACCACUAGUAGUCAUACAUCAACCUGGAAAGAGAAGUACCAACAAGAGAGUAAAGAAGACGAGCAAAGGCACAAAGAUACACAAGCGGACAAUGCGUCACCUGAUUGGCGAGAAGAGCCACUUCGAAGAUCAGUUCAUGAAAUGGUUGCAAGAUUUCAAAGUGCUCAACAAGCUAGCCAAAUAGUCCCUGCUUGGAAAAUCCAUAAUAAACUGAAGUCUGCCGACGCCGAAACCCCAAAGUUCCCCGAAGUGAAGCACGGUGAGCCGCCGGAAUUACCGAGGUUUGACGGAAGAAGAGAACACGAGUGGCAGAGUCAGAAUUUCCACAGAGGAAAUGCUGCAUGGCAAGGAGAAGCAGUGGCGGUACACGGUUCAAACCAUUACCGUUGCCAUGACGAUAAUGGCAGUUCAGAAUCAAGUGACGCAGAAGAUGGUGACGAAGAUGGCAUAUUAAGAAUCCCAGAAGCAGGAAAUCCAGAUUACGAGAAUGUCGUAGCAACAUGUCCGUGGCAAGUGGAAGAAAGUCGCCUGAUGUCAGGGCUCCCAUACCGCAGUCGCAGCGCUGUAUACAGUCCGACUCACGAGCAAGCUGAUCUUCACAACGAUUCUGGCUAUAGCACCAAACUGUAUGGGAGCUCAAAGGGGCCUUCUCCAUCUCUAUCAGGUCAGCUGGAAUGUGAGGGAAUACUCCCCACACAAAAUAUGUUCACCUCAAAUAAAUUACCAAAUAUGUGUGAACAAACUCAACCCAACAACACUGCACCAUCACGAAACAGAUACCAUGAGAGAGGGGACGGAGCCAGUGGGACCAGCAUCGUGGCGGCAAGUCUCGUUUGACAAUACGCAGACAAAUAUGAAAAAUCAAUAAACCUGCAAAAAAGCUAA
Molecule: messenger RNA, 3432 nt
Organism: Zootermopsis nevadensis
Lineage: Eukaryota; Metazoa; Arthropoda; Insecta; Blattodea; Termopsidae
Gene: dgo
Product: ankyrin repeat domain containing protein 6 diego
Molecular function (GO): protein binding
Source: RefSeq, a predicted model, not a curated record